AGUCACAAGGACAAACACAUGGUCACUCGAGAAUGUCGCUGCUUCCUGAAAGGGAACGAUACGAUAGUCUCCCAAAGCAGCACUCGACAAGGCUGGAAAUUCCCGUCGCGAACCGAGCGUCUUCUACAGUAAACACCAUAGAAUAAAGAAAAACACCAGCAGAUAAGACACGAAAUACCGAUAACCAAAAAACAACAAAAUGACCAAGGUUGGUCGACUAGGUUCAGCUUAUUGCGCGUAAUUGCGUGCUGGCACAGUGUCGCAUAGUGAAGAAGGCAGCGCACUCAAACGCUAUCUUAUUAGCUUUCUUUCAGACCAUUUAAAAAUAGUUAUAAAAUGUUUGCAGCUUUGUAAGAAAGCAAUACACUUCAGCCAGACGCAGCCUACGUCACAGCGUCACGCUGUGCGCGGAAUGAAAGAACCGGAUGUCAGACGCGCUUGAAUGCAGCGGCAUCGGCAUUGUCAAGCGGCUUUCUGCUAAAAAAAUGUAAAAAGUUUGCGUGCUUUCGCUAGUUGUUUUGCGGCCGAGAAUAUUUUCACUCCUAUUGCUUCCUAAUGCGUUGAAGGACGUUGUGUACUACGGUUGUUUUGGGUUCAUCGAGACGUAUGUAGAAGCCGCUGACCUAUUUUUUGUCUCGUGUAUGAGUGCGUCGUGCGUCAGUGAGGCUGCUCUCAGCCCGAUGAGUGCUCGCAUGGCUUUGUCCACGGGCGGCUGUAUUUAUUUGUAACAUUUUGCUCAUUCAUCGGUGCUUUGUACGCGUAAUUCGGCCCUACUCGAUCCCGCUCACAUGUAUUCGUGUCAGCCAAACUGCGUCAUGCCUCUAAAAGUCGUGCUAAAGAACUUCCUCAACCACUUUGAAACUUUGGAGGCGCGCAAGAAACUAGGGGACGACCUUUUCGAAGCCGAGUUUCAGAGUUUGAAGGAACUUACAGAACGCCUCAAGCAAGAUCCCGAAUAUGCUUGUAACGAAGGUCAGAAGGAAGUCAACCGAAAGAAGAACAGAUACAAAGAUAUUCUACCUUAUGACCUUUCGAGAGUUAUUCUAUCCGAGUAUCCCGGAGUGCCCGGUUCCGACUACAUUAAUGCCAACCUAAUUAAGGGUGCGAGUGGUUCCAGAGCCUACAUAGCAUCUCAAGGGCCACUGCCAACGACGGUCAUGGACUUUUGGAGGAUGAUCUGGGAGUGUGAAGUGCAAGUCAUUAUCAUGGCCUGCAACGAAAAGGAAUCUGGGAAGUAUAAAUGUGAACGAUACUGGCCCAACGAAGGAGAGAAAAAACAGUAUGGUAACAUCACUGUUGAGCUGGUCAAAUGGAAACAGGUCUGCCCAGACUUCUUGCUUCGCACGCUGCGGGCUCGCUGUGGCACUGAAGAGCGCACCCUGUGCCAGUUCCACUACUGGUCGUGGCCUGACCACGGCGUUCCCACCUCUGUGGGCCCCAUUGUGGACCUGGUUCGACUGGUGCGAGACUGCCAGGCCUCGGAAGCCUUACCUGUGCUCGUUCAUUGCAGUGCUGGAUGCGGAAGGACGGGAACUAUUUGUGCCAUUGACUACGUCUGGGGUCUUAUGAGAGUUGGGAAAUUGACCGAUGCCUUCAGCUUGUACCAGAUAAUCCGAGAGAUGCGAAUGCAGAGGAUUGCCAUGGUGCAGACUAAGGAGCAAUAUGUGCUGGUUCAUCGUGUAGUGGCCGCCCUCUUCGAGCAGCAGCUGAGGAUAAUAGAUAGCCACACUUAUGAAAACCUUGACGAGGACGGUGAACCACUGCUAGGGUCAGGCGAAAACAUUCAAAGCAAUGAAAAGAUCUACGAAAACCUCGAGGACCUCGGUCUGGAAAACAGGAGUGAAGAAAAGGAAAACACCGAAAAUGAUGAGAAAUGUGAUAAAGAAAAGGAAGUGACUGCUGGCGGUGAAGAGUCAAAGGCUGCAUCAUCGCAAGAACUCGUGCCUGAGUUGGCUGGCGCUGAGGAUGCUUCCCAGAGGCAGGCUCGGGCCAACCGCUCCAUGUCGUGGAGUCCCGAGCCCAACUCUGUGGCGACAUCAUCUUCUGCGUUAUCAUCCUCUGAUGCAAGGGGAGGCUCUCGUAGUUCAGUUAUUGCAGACGACGAAGAUAGCCAGUCCUGCAAGGAUGACCCCGUGCAAUCGAAAAAGAGCCUCGGCAAGAAAAAGACGGGUGAAGAGCAUGGAAAGGCCUCAACUCUUAGCCGUGUUCGAAGCCUCUCUGCAACUAACAUUUGCCUGGAGGGAUCGCCUGGCAAGGCAGAAGCAGCGGACAGCUCGGGAAAGAUUGUUGGAAAGGCAACCGUCAUCCGCCGUCCCAGCAUAGCAAGGCUUAAAGCUCUCUUUGAGAAGUCCGACUCGGACGACAUCAGCGGAGGAGAGGCAAGCAGAAGGAGGCCUGUGUUUAGGAGCUACAGCCAGAGAGUCACACCACGUCGGCCAUCUGUAGCACAAGUUCCAGACGGCGUAGAAACGCCAUCUGCAUCGAAGUUCAAGCCGCUGCUGUCUAAGCGUAAAAGCCUUGGUCCUUCAGCUCGAAAGGCAAAGGAGUUUCGAGACCAAGAGAAGAGCCAGAAGCAACUGGGAGCAAGUUCAGGCACAGCUUCAAAGAAAGAGAACCAGACCAGCAAAGCCGAGCAGUCUGUGGCUGUAACCGUGACGACAACAAAAGUCUUGACUACACCCAUGCAGAUGGUGAGCUCAUCGAGCGAAGCUGCCGCUAAGCCGCAGAACCUUGCAACAAGUUGGUAUGGGGACAGCAGCGAUGUGUGGGAGAAGAACGUUCUGUACAAGUCCUUCAGCAGCUCCAACCUUGCCAGUCUCAACUCGCACAAUAGCAACAACGCGCCAGGCUCGAAACCACUCUCGGAAACCUCGAGGAACUCGUUCUCCAGCAGCAUUUCAUCCAAACUGGGUCAGAAAUGUGAUCUGCCGCCGCAGCUACCAACAAAGAAGCGUACAGUGCAGACCCUGUAUGCUCCUAUUCCGUUUUACGCUGUCAACACAGCAAGGAAGUCUCAGACGCUCCCUGCCUUGGCAAGUGGCGCCGAUGGUGUGCAGCCCCAGAAGGGCGAACCUCGAGGAAGCAGCAUUUACGACUUCCUCCCACGGAAGGAUGAUGACGCACCUCCCAGGCUUCCGCCAAAGACAAAACUAACAAAGCCACAACUGCGCGUUGUCCCAAUAUCGGCUCUGAACAACACUUAUGUAAAUGUUUCAGACAUGGUUUUGGCCAGAAACGAACUUAUGUCUCGCUUGUCCGACGGCCGUUAUACGAACGUAAACCUCGAAGCGAAGGAGAACAUGAAUCGCAUUGAAAAUGUGAUAAGACAGCAUCCUCGGGGAGCCAUUAUUGAUCUCACGUCACGGAAGUCGUUCAACGAUCGCAUUGCGUCCGGCUCCGUUUCUAAGUAUGAGCAGGUAUGGGAUGGAAAGACGUUUGUCAAGAGAGACCUGAACAGCAACGAAGUGGAGGCAGGAAAGGGCACGGUUGCUGGCCACCCUGUCAAGAUUGAAGAGGACUCGCGGCUUGUUGCACGAAGAGAUGGUUGUGAAAGCGGCGCAGCUGGGGACGACUCUGUCUCCGCCAACAAGGAGAAGUCUGCAACUCUUCCGUCCGCUUUCCGUACACACGCCAACCAAAAAGAGUUGCUACGUCAAAAUGCAAGGCAAGACCCGUUAGUUGUGUCUUCGUCAGACAUGGACACCUCAGACAUCUACACAACGCAUGACGAACGAUCGGGUACGGAGUAUGACACUCUCUUCGCAGAAUCUAGCGAUGCUACAGAGACUGAUGCACCGUGUGAGAAAGAUGCGAGAUGGAAGGGCUUUUUAGCUCACCAGCCUGGACGUGCGCAAUCAGUGCCUUUGCACAUGGCAAAGAACAUGCCAGGUUCACAUGGCGAUCAGCAACACAUAAUUAGGAUACCCGACACCGAAGUGAAGCGCCCGCUGCCACCCUACGAGACCAUCUACCCUGUGCAACCUGGCUUUAUUGGCAGCAGCGGCAGAGCCCACUACUUCACCAGCAACCCCCCUCCAAAGCCACCACGCACUUAUGGCUACUGGGGCACCAAGUACGAAACUGGGCGUGCCAGCAAUGCAACCGUUGGUUCCCCAAAAAAACCAUCUGAAAGCAUUUACCAAGUACCACCUCAACCCAGAACAACGCCGCACAUGAUAUCUAGGCCACUACAUCGGCUGCCACCUUCCUGCGACCCGAUGACCCACUCGACGUCAUCAGUGCCAAAUUUCGGUUCGGUUCCCUUUGCUCCCGUGUACCAUCCGCGCCAAGGCGUGUCCGCCAUUAGAAGCCCAGAUUACGAAAAUGUGUAUGCCUGCCGCUCUGCCUUGGCAGACGCACAAGCUGUAACGAGGCAGCAAGGGACGCGCAUCGUAAAGCACCACUCCGAGUACCGUCCCCAGAUCAGGGUUCCUCAGCAGGAGCCCACCGAAGUUUCGAAGGCGAGCAAUUCCGUGCCUGCUGCCAAGCUUCCCCUACAGCACUCAUUCUCAGAUGCCAGCAUCUACGAAGCGCUUCGCGGUUCGCUGUCCCAUCAGCAGCAGGAGCAGCAGAGACUGGCUGAAAUUCAAGCGCAGUACGCAGUUGUAGUGAAACCGAAGAAAUCGGGACUGCAAAAGAGCAAAACUGUGGUCUCGGAAAGUGCACUCCUUGGACCGUCAGGACCGGCAGCACCCCCGCGAUGCCGGCGUCAGCCCCAGCCAGAUUCUGCUGAUUCCUCAGAUGGUGCUGGCUGCAAGGUAAGCUUGCAACAUCUGGAGAAACAAAGUGUUCCUGAUGACGUCGCACAAGUCCAUGUGAAACCGAGCAAAAAAGGAGCAAGUUCUGGAAGCAAAAACCAGUCCAAGGAAGGAAGCUCAAGUGGCAGUGAUGGCAGUGGCUUUAUCUCGGGCACACUGAGCAAAGCUUUUGGGAGGCUGAACCCCUUCUACAAGGGGAAUUCUGGAACGUCAGAAGAGGCAAAGAAAAAGACGCCUGCACAGCCUACUACUACAGCAAGUCCCAAGAAACCUGAUGUCCCGAAGAAACCAAGCAACAUCGCCAUGCUGCGAAUGUCCAAGAAAAGACCUGCACCACAGCCAAAAGUCUCAAAGGCUCCAGACUUUUCCAAUCGCCCUCUUUCACAAGGUCCUAACGACUCAUCAGGAUCCGAACACUGGACUCAGGUUUAAAGUAAGCUGUCGUGCUUGCUUUGAGCAGACUUCGUCUGUUAUGCAACAAAACUCUGGUGUGCGCACAGCCUAGAUGUUCUUGUUUAGUUAAAUGCGCAGUUCUUGCCGUACGAUUUUACUCUGUUAGGGAGUGUUAGCUGAUACGUUUGUGUUUUAGUGUUACCAUUUUUGCCCAAUCCUGGGACGUAAAUGUUGUCAGUACUGCCUGUGGUGACUUCUGGUGGCACUGCAUUUAAACGACUAGAAUGUGCUGGAACUGUCUUCUGUGUUGUUAUUCUUCUUAAUGAGAAGAGGUAUUGUAUUUUGCGUCACUAUAAAAACCAGCAGACGAUAGUAAAGAGCCACAACGGCUCAUGCAAUUUGGUUGAAUGCAGUGCUGCUAGAUGUUGCCACCAGUGCCACUUUUCAUUGCCCCGUUCCUGCUAUUCUGCCAAAACAGUAAUGCUUAAAACAUGUAUGUACCAGCUAAACACGAAUUUUAUUUUUUACUAGACUGACUUACAGUUACCUUAGACAAGCACAAUCGCAACACUGCUGCCGCCCUCUUUAGUGCAUUGCAAGGCUAAUGCGCUAGCAUCAACGGCUUUACUUUUGCAGCAAUAAGCCUGAUUUUGUUCAACGGCAUCGCUACUUAAUACAUUAGCUUUUUAAGCUAAUCGACCCAUGUGCAACUAUCGCUGGGGUAUAGUUCAAGAGGAUGACCAUUGACUCGUUCUUCCUGUGGUGCUGAGAGAUUUUCGGUGAAACCGAAAUGGAGCUAUACUUGUUUUUAAUAGCACAACACAUCGCACUCUUUUUACUCGCAAGUGUUAUUACCCUCUUUUACUUUCGAUAUUUAUUUUACCCUCUUUUACUUUCAAUAUUUAUUUUUACUUUAUUUAAAAGGUUGUUUUACUUUGCCCUUUUAUUGCUUCGGGAAACAGUGCCCAUUCAGAUCCAACAUUUGCAGAGGUGAGAUUCGAGCCUGCAUUUUGCUGUUGCAAAAGCAAGCUCGUUUGUGUGGCUUGUGCGGAGCCUUGCAUCUUUGACAUUGAGUGUGGGGCAUUUUUAGAUGCAGAAGACAGCAGGCCAGUGGCACUUCUAACCUAAGACUGAUUUGUGUUUGCUCAUCGUCAGCAACGAACUUCCUCUUCUCUGACCUUCCAGUCCUGCACUUCCCCUAAUUCCGCAUGGAAUGCGAAUCUCUGAGAGGCCGAUAAGCUCUGCAAGUCGGUUUAUGCAUGAAGUGGUUUGACGAUGUUAUCAUGGUUUGAGGCCAUUACAGACUCUUGUCUUCACCUUUCCAUCUCUCUUCUUUAUUCUUCCUGGUGGACAUUGCAACAGCUCUAUGCCACUUUUGUACGGGUCAGCUGUCUUGGAGAGUCUAUCUUUUUUUCCAAGGUCAUUAAGUUUCUUUUCUGCUAGGGCGUAUCAUUUGUAGGAAUUGUUCCCAUUCAGAAUUGCAGGAACAGUUUCCAUUCAACAUAACACCGCCUGUUGCACUGCCCCAUUGUGUGUGGCAUUUCAGCCAGACUGGUUCCUAUGGGGAACCUUCAGCAAGAGCUUUCCAUGGAUGAGCACACUGCCACAGAACCGCAAUCUAGGAGACAAAGGCUGCAGUUUGUAGUAAGACAAAUUGUGUCUGAACAAUUUGCACCGUCAUUUAUGUUGGCAUAGCAGUGUCCAGUGUGUAUCUGCUUAAUCCUGCACUUGCAUGCGCAUGAAUGCAAAAGCAUUGGCACUGUUGGCAGCCUGCCGACUCAGUCGUGAAUUCUUGUUGCGCCAAGCUAAGGUUGCUUAAUCGGCCAGGAACGAUUCUUGCUGUCUGCUCUUCCUUAGGUUUUGCCAACGUCUUGGCAAACAAGUGUUCCUGCAGGUGGUCACUACAGCGGCCAGGAACCAAACCUGUAGCCUUGAUCAGAACGCCAUCGGUCACUUUCUCUCAUUGUCUCAUUCUUUGCUACUUUAAAAGGAGUGUUGUCAUUUUCUCUUGUAGACUCAGUGACGAGAAUGGUUUUAAUUUUGUUGUCAUUGAGUAGCGCUGAGUGUUUUUAUGAUGAUAGUUCCUAGUGAGUAAAACCUCUGCUUAUUUUAGCUUUGCUUUUUAUUCACCAUAAAGAAGCAAACACGGCACUGUUUUCCGAAUAAUUUAUGUUUUACCAUCCUAAGUUAUUAACUUUCAUUAUUUGUUUGCGUGCAAAAUGUGGCAACUGCGUGGAACACAUUUUUGUCUGUAACUGCGAUGUGCCAGUUUCACUGUGACCACGCCUACUUCACUGCUGAAUUGUACAUUUCUGGUUAAAGAAGAACUCUAAGUUAAGUCAAAUGAAGUAUAUUUUUCAAGACUAAACUUGUGCAUUUGGUGGAACAAGGCCAUUAUCUUACAAAAUGAAGGGCAAUGUAUCCAUUUCUGAAUUUCAUGGUCAAACUGCAGCAGUUGUACGUUAGUAUGUCAUCAUAGAUUUCAAUGUGUUUUCACACUUUCUAACUAUAUCUGCUAAAGAAAAAGUAAUGAAAACUUACUAGGUUAGGAAAAUUUAGAUUUGCUGCAUUAUAUAUUUGUUCAUUAAAAAGGUUUCACUGUACAGCUUAGUGUAACAUUCCUUUUUAGGUCCCUUUAGGCAGCAACAUUUAACAGGAUCACUUUACCUAGGAUUUUGACAUGCUUGCCUUGCAGUGUGAAUAAACACGGCGACAGUGCACCGAAGUUACAAUGGAAAUGCGUCUCAUGUGGUUGCCAAGAAUUGGCAUGCGUGUUUUUAAUUCAGUGUAGAGUUUUUCUUCCCCUUGAUACCUUUUCUCACUCUUGCGUCUUGACUGUUUGUCGGCAAGCUGUCGGAAUUUGUCAUUGUGAUAGGCAGACGAUGCUAUGCCUGUAAUGUAAAGAUAUGGCUAGUGAUAUGUGUAUGCCUUAAUCGACACAAGUUGUUCUUGUACAUCUGCUAGAAUGGAGAAGAAUGUUCAUUUGUUAUCAGUGUCUGUUUGUGUAGUGCUGUGUUUGUACGAUGACGCUUUUGAAAUGUUAGCAUGCAACUUUUUGCAGCGAGCAGUCAAACACCACUGGCAUCUGCAGCCGCCUAUGGCUUGUUUUGUUUGCGUGACACUUGAGUUGUUACGUUCUUGGAAGUCCCAAUAUCGAGCUUCACACAAUACAAUGAUCUCCUGUCGUUUUUUUUUUUUUUUUUUUGGUCACUGUUCACAGCUGUAGCAGAAGUCAACAAUGGAUGUUGAGAUAGCGCUAUUUUCAGAUACUAGAAUGUAUUUUUGAUGCAUUUUUUGCAGCAAGAUGUUCUUGUUAACAAUGUGUGUGCCCGUGUCCUUACCAUCUUUACGGUAUUAACUGCUAACGACAAAAAGAAAGAAAACUGCGCCACACGGAGAAUUUGCAUUAAAACUUCACGUGUCUGUAAUGCGAAAGAAAUUUAGGAUUCUAGUCCCAAACAAAAAUCGUUGGUGUUAUUGGAACUCUUAAAACAGCAAGAAAUUUUAACUGUUGUAGUACGUCUACUAGCUGCAUAAUACUGUGGAAACAAAGCUUUGUUGUCACCUUAGUCAAGUACCGCAUUGUCACACUGUCUUGCUCAAGAGAACUAAUGCUCGAACUUUGAUCAUCAGCUGUGUUCGCGCUGUAUAAUGGAGAUCACACAGUUGCCUUUUUGCUCGGCUACUUACUGCCUUGUCUUUUGAAGCUGCUCCCCAGAUGGUGUGGUGUAACGAUGCUGUCUGUUCACGCUCAAUUGUUCAGAGCGUUUACUUCAAGAUGUGCCAAACGUGCCAAAGUAGCAGUGCUUUGUGCUGUUUUGUUCACCAUAACCAUCGUUAUCCUGUUGUAUAUUAAUAUAAAAGGUCCUGGCAUAGUGCAGUCUAACCUCACUAUAGCGAAUUCAUAUGUGACAUGAAAGUACCUUCAUUACAUCCAGUAUUUGUACCACACACUGACAUUGGGGAGAAAAUUUAGAUUUACUUUGUUAAGUCUGACAAUUCGUUUGAUGUGUGUUUGUUAUUUUGAGGUUCGAAUGUACAUUUCUCAGUUGAAUUCAGCGUGUAACUUUGUUUACUAGAUGUAGUCUGUGCCUUUUCUGUAAUCGUCCAAAAGUGUUUAGUUUUUUUAGUUCUUUGUUAAUAUUCACAAAGUGGUUGACAAAAGUGUGAAGGCUAGUUAUGGUUACAUUCUGCAUCCUUUCCAGCUGUAACGAGGUUGUGUUGAAUGGUGAGCCAAGAUGUCAAAGUUGAGAGGUGAUACAAGAGCGCUCGUUAGCCAAAUGAGACCUGCAGAGACCCAAAAGGUGUGGGAGUAGAUUCAUUUGUGAGGGAAGGUUGGCAGCCACCUCAAAGUUGCACAAGGCCUCCUGGUCAGUUUGGUUGGUUGAGCAACUGCUUCCUUCAAAAAGGCAGUGGUUCUUGGUUUGUGCUCUAAACCAGAAGACAUGUUCCUUUGAAUGUGAAGUCUUUCUUUCGAAGAAGCCACCUGAAUUUUCUUUGUAGCUUCAUGCUUCUGUCAGGCGAUCAACAACCAUCUCCUUCACGAAUGAAAUCGGGCGACUAAAACAAAGCACAUUGAAAGCAAACAAUGAAGUGACGCGAGAAUCAGGUUUUGUGUUUGCAGCUCAGCUUACGCACACUGAAUUUAAAGAAAAAGUUUGCCAUGUAUGUACCUGAGGGGUGUGUUGCUAGCCACACUGUUUGCAACCAGUAGUUUUUUCUGAAGCUUAUGCUGUGAACUUGAAAGCCAGGCUCUUGUCUGUCGACCUUUAGUUGUGAUCUGCCUUGCAACGUGUUUUGACUCAGCUGUACAGGGCGCUUUCGUCGCCACAAGUGCAAUGUGAUUAAUUGCCAGCCUACUGGAAGCCACGCCCGGUGUUCAGUUUGCCUGGAACGUUGUGCCUUCAGUCAGGUCAACAUUGUUUGCCCUCGUCAUUUUGUGUUGAGGGACUUUUCAUCUUGAAUUGUUGCAUUUCUUUUUUUGAAAUCAUGAAUCUGUAUGUACAUACUCAGAUAAAAUGGCCCCUCCUUUUGCUCUGAA
Messenger RNA from Dermacentor silvarum, 10191 nucleotides. RefSeq lists its product as uncharacterized. The transcript has 15 exons. Gene Ontology annotation, biological process: peptidyl-tyrosine dephosphorylation. The record is from RefSeq and is a predicted model, not a curated record. NCBI's taxonomy places the organism in Eukaryota, Metazoa, Arthropoda, Arachnida, Ixodida, Ixodidae. Bases 789 to 5189 code for a protein of 1466 amino acids. Gene Ontology annotation, molecular function: non-membrane spanning protein tyrosine phosphatase activity. Gene Ontology annotation, cellular component: cytoplasm; nucleus.